Juglans microcarpa x Juglans regia is the source of this 1125-nucleotide messenger RNA. RefSeq names its product stem-specific protein TSJT1-like. The record is from RefSeq and is a predicted model, not a curated record. The coding region runs from base 72 to 848 and encodes 258 amino acids. NCBI's taxonomy places the organism in Eukaryota, Viridiplantae, Streptophyta, Magnoliopsida, Fagales, Juglandaceae. The transcript has 4 exons.
UCCGGAAAGCUCAACGACAUUCGGUGCACCAAAUUCAGCAAGCUGGGAAUUCUUGGAAGUAUUGCCUGGAAAUGUUGGCUGUGUUUGAGAAAGCAAUAGGAAAACCACCGGAGGAGCUGAAGCUUCCUUCGAUGGGGACGUUAGAAAAUAUGAAAUCUAGGCAGGAAAUAGCAGAGAUUGUCCGGUCAUUGUGGCCGGAGUCUAUGGUCAUGUACAACCUUCCAAAUGGGAAUUUUAUGGCCAUGUCACAUGAAAAUGAAAGUCCACUACAGCCCAGGUCUAACGUAGUAAAAGACGAUAUCUUCUGCAUUUUCAAUGGGAUUCUAAUGAAUACUCCUGAACUUAGACGACACUAUGGCCUUUCAAGACAAGCUACAGAAGCCAUGAUUGUAGUUGAAGCCUAUAAGGUUCUGAGAGAUCGAGCACCCUAUCCACCUGAUCAAAUCAUUAAAGAUCUCGAAGGAAAAUUCGCAUUCAUUAUCUUCGAUGCUACAUCUGGAAGACUUCUUUUAGCCAGGGACCGUGAAGGACGCGUAGAACUUGAAUGGGGAAUGGGCAGUGAUGGGUCCUUGGUUUGCUCUAAUGAUCCCAACCUUAUAAGAGAAGCCUGUGGAAAAUCUUGUGCACCUUUUCCUCCUGGAUGCAUUUUCAUGAAUGGAAGUGGGCUUUUGAGCUUUGAUCAUCCACUUCACAGGGUUAAAGCAAUUGUUCGUGAAGACGACAAUGGACACAUCUGUGGAGUUAUCUUUCAGGUGGACCUUUACACACGGCUACCUAGCAUUCCACGCACAGGAAGUGCAGCGAAUUGGGCAGAUGCCGCUGUCGCUGAGAGCGAGCAAAGAUCUUAAGAUCAUGCAAGCUGGUGCGUGGUGAACAUUAUCAAGCUUCGGUGUAAUAAUCACUGAAUACUCUGGAAAUCAUGUGUUAGUGGGUUCGUGCUUGAUGAAGAAAUGGAGGACCAUUUCAAACGAAUUAUCAUUUCGCGUAGUGACACUUCAAAAUCGUAAAAGCCUCUCUGUAUGUUGUUUUCUAGAAACGCAAGUUUCAGCAAUGUUAGUUUGUGUGUUAAAAUGGCCUGUUUCUAUAAAUAAUGCGUAAAAAUGAAGCUGAUAUCCUUUAUUAGUA